UCAUUUACUGUGUUGUUAAGAAGAAGAGUUAGUGCAACAACUGGUAGAAUACUUUCCUUUCUAUAUGGUUCCAAUUGCAUGCGUGGUCAUUUUGGCAAAAUAUUGUUACACGAAAUAUACAAACUAAGAUAAAUGUCGGAGAAAGUUGCAGAGACUGUUGUGGAGGCCGUAAAAGAUGCCGUGGAGAACGCAACCAGUGAAACCAUAACAAAUGAAAAGGUUCCAGCAACACCAGAAGGCAUUGUGGUAGCUUACGGCAGUUUGGUAGUAAUGGCCAUGCUCCCAAUUGUGUUCGGUUCAAUGCGUUCUGUCAAAUUGCACAAGCUUAAAAAGGUGACUGGCGAAAAGGCGGAAACCAUGACUAAAAGAGAUGCGAUGUUUUUCCCGGUGAUCGCCUCGGCCGCUCUCUUUGGUCUUUACAUGUUCUUUAAAAUUUUUUCUAAAGAUCAUAUAAAUCUUCUACUCACUGGAUAUUUCUUCUGCUUGGGUGUGAUAGCCUUAGCGCAUCUUCUAAGUCCCAUUGUAAAUUCACUUAUGCCUACAGCAGUACCGAAAAUACCUUUUCAUAUGCAUUUCACAAAAGGAGAGGGCAAGCACAAAGAAGACAUUAUAAACUACAAGUUUUCAACGCAUGAUAUCAUUUGCUUGGCUAUUUCGUCUUUAAUUGGCGUGUGGUAUUUAUACAAAAAACAUUGGAUUGCUAAUAACAUGUUCGGAUUAGCUUUUGCCGUGAACGGAGUAGAACUACUUCAUCUCAAUAACAUUGUAACUGGUUGUAUACUGUUAAGUGGCUUAUUCUUCUAUGAUAUUUUCUGGGUAUUUGGAACAAACGUGAUGGUUACAGUAGCAAGAAGUUUUGAGGCACCAAUCAAAUUAGUUUUCCCACAAGAUUUACCAACAAAUGGCUUAAGUGGAACCAAUUUUGCUAUGUUGGGCCUGGGUGACAUAGUAAUACCUGGAAUUUUUAUAGCAUUACUUCUACGCUUCGACCACAGCUCCAAGCGCAAGAGCCGCAUUUAUUUCUAUUCUACGCUAGUAGCAUAUUUUCUUGGACUCUUGGCCACUAUAUUCGUAAUGCACGUUUUUAAACACGCGCAGCCUGCAUUGCUUUACCUGGUUCCCGCCUGUAUGGGAACUCCAUUACUGGUAGCUUUAGUACGUGGCGAAUUAAAGACACUUUUUGCUUACGAAGAUCAUCCCGAGGAGAAACCUGAGAAAAAAGAGAGUAAAGAAGGAUCUGGCACUAUCAGUGGAACAAAUAAAAAAAAGGAAUCGAAAAAAGCCAAAUGAAUUUCUUAGGCUCUAAGAACGUAUGCAGAACUAAUAUAGAUCGUAUCUGGAAAUAUUUAUUUUUAUAAGUCUAUAUGACUUGGUCCAAGGUUAUUUCAGAUUUGUAUUUUAAAUCGGUCCAAGCCAAAGUUUGAGUAGAAAUGUAUUUGAAUACACUUCCAUUUAACUUAGCAAUUAGAAAAUCUUUUAAUUUAACUUAUUAGAAGCACAAAAUUAAAAAAAAUAGUGUAAAAAAAAACUGUUCUAAGGAAAGAAAGAACAAUAUAUUAAAGUUUA
Molecule: messenger RNA, 1566 nt
Organism: Anastrepha ludens (Mexican fruit fly)
Lineage: Eukaryota; Metazoa; Arthropoda; Insecta; Diptera; Tephritidae
Product: minor histocompatibility antigen H13
Exons: 3
Coding region: 133-1290 (385 amino acids)
Biological process (GO): membrane protein proteolysis
Cellular component (GO): membrane; cytoplasmic side of endoplasmic reticulum membrane; lumenal side of endoplasmic reticulum membrane
Molecular function (GO): aspartic endopeptidase activity, intramembrane cleaving
Source: RefSeq, a predicted model, not a curated record